GUAUGACGUCCCCACGCUGUAUAGCUUUUUGCACUCUGUUGUUGUUUCAAAAUGGUUUAUCAAUAUUUCUGGACCAGAACUGUGGGCUCAUUGAUUCAUCGAAAAGUCGCACUCCUUGGCUAGCUAAUAUUCUAACAGAAGUGGAACAUAAAUUUAUUUGCUCUGGAACGCUAAUAAACAGACGUUACGUCCUGACGACUGCGACUUGCUUACAGAAUCGUCCCGCAAUUACCGUUUGCCUGGGAAAGUGCGACAGCUUUUCAGAUGAUGUUCUUUACAAAAACGCACGCUAUCGCAUUCCUCACGAGUCUUAUUCGUCAUCCAACCAUCAGAAUGAUAUUGGCUUAAUCAACUUGCAACCAAAUGUCGAGUACAAUGCAUAUAUAAAACCUAUCUGCAUUCGUAUAGACCCCCAACAGAAAUGGUCUAACUCACACAUGAAUGGCAGCUUAUGGUCCGGCAUACGAUAUAAGCCAAAACAUAAGAGCUCCAUUUGUUCUGAGCCACCAUGCAAGGCUAUUGGGAAACCCUUGAGCAUACCAGAUGCAUCUAAUCGGUCCGUGCAACACGGAAUCCUGAGUUUUCAGGACUCUAAGACCAAUGCUUACGUUUAUACAAAUGUUUUCGAAUUCAUCGAGUGGCUAGUAGAAAAGGCCCUCGACAUUGAUAUAAUUGUAAGUUUGCCUGCUUAAAGUUUAAAUAAUACUGAAAAAUAUAUCGCACAAUUGAACAAACCCA
Messenger RNA from Drosophila rhopaloa, 738 nucleotides. RefSeq names its product chymotrypsin-like. The record is from RefSeq and is a predicted model, not a curated record. Lineage: Eukaryota; Metazoa; Arthropoda; Insecta; Diptera; Drosophilidae. Gene Ontology annotation, molecular function: serine-type endopeptidase activity. Gene Ontology annotation, biological process: proteolysis. The coding region runs from base 3 to 692 and encodes 229 amino acids. The transcript has 3 exons.